AUGGCGAAAACUUUUGAAAUUGGCGUAAUCUCUGAGAUUUUGCGCUCUAUGACUAGUGUGACGGCCAAAAUGGCUUCAAACCUUGAAUCAAAAGUCGCGCUGAUUCGCUUCGGAUCGGGUCGUUUCGGUGUGCUUUCACCGUUCAACGAGUCACAUUCGGGUCUCCUCCUUUCCCUACUCCCACCACAGCACCUCCUGCCGCCAUAUGUGCCCGAUUUGGAAAAACUGACAACCGUCCCGUGUUUCAACGAUCAAUGCGACGAUUUGGUGAUCAAAGAGGAGGCUGGAGAGCCGGCAAGCUAUGCGGCGAAUUGUGAGUGU
Mesorhabditis belari is the source of this 321-nucleotide messenger RNA. NCBI's taxonomy places the organism in Eukaryota, Metazoa, Nematoda, Chromadorea, Rhabditida, Rhabditidae. The record is from the annotation of a GenBank genome assembly.